CCUAUCAGUUUCACUACUAGAACAUCCAAUAACCUGUUGAAUGUAGGGCGAACGGUAACACGCGCCAAACGGGGCUCGACCACUGAAUUUUGCAGCCAGUGUUGUUGAGUUGGCUUUGAGUUGCACACGCAUAUCGGCUGUUAGGUUAACUCCCCGAUCCACAAGGAGGGAGGCCGCCGUUGACCGCGUUUGGGCUCGCCAGCUCACGCCUGGGGCCCGAACUUAGCUACAAUGAGCGGGCUCAUAAACCCCUUUGCCGAUGAGGAACCGGCACAAGACAAGGGUUUCAACUUCUACAGCGACCCACUAGCGGCCUACAGCUCUGCCCCCCGGGCGGGGCCGCCGCCGCCGCCCAUACGGCCGCCGCCAGCGGGGCCCGACGGGCACGUGCCGCCGGGGGGACCACCUUCCGUGUCGGGACGUGGCGGCCCGCCACCGCCCAUGGCGCCGUACGGCGGGUACGGCGGUUACGGCGGCGGACGAGGUCGCGGCGGUUAUGGCGGCGGCGGCGGCUACGGUGGCGGCUACGGCGGGAGGUAUGGCGGGCCGCCACCUCAGCAAUUCGGUGGCGGGCGUGGCGGCGGCGGCGGCGGCGGCCGCUUCGGCGGGUACGGCGGUGGCGGGCCGGGCGGUUGGGAGCAGGGGCCAGGCUACGAGCCGGGCGGGGCCGGGGGAGGGGGCGCGCCCGGGCAGGGCUGGGGACACCAGCUGCCGCAUAGCUUUGCUGGCGGCGGCGGCGGUGGCGGCGGCGCCAGGCCCAACAAGUGGGUGCGGACGGAGGGGCCGCAAGGCGGCGGCGUCGCCGCGCCUGAAGGCGGCGACUUCCCUGGAGAUCCAGGGUCAGGGCCCGGGGCAGGGCUGCCGGGGGCUUUCCCAGGCCGCGGCGGCGGCCGGGGGCACCCGGUUUACUCCAGGGGCGGCGAGGGGAGAGGCGGCGGUGGUGGCGGCGGGCGGGGCGGCCGCGGCGGGCGGGGCGGCGGCCACCACGGCGGCGGCCAUGCCGGCGGCGGCGGCGGCGACGGCGGCGAUGUUGCGCCUGGCGCCAUGGGGUCGUACUACAAGCCCUCGUUCAGCGGUGACCCCUGGGCCGCCCUGACGCCGCGGCCGCUGCAGCCGCUGGACGGCCUCGGCGGCGGACUGCUGGGGGGCGGCGGUGGCGGCGGCAGCGGCUUUGGGCAAAGAGGUGGCUUUGGAGGAGUAGGAGGAGGAGGAGGAGGCGAUGUGGGUUUUGGGCAUGGUGGUGGAGGGGGUGGACCAGGGGCUGACGCGGAGCAGCAGCAGCAGCAGGGGGUGGUGGAUGCACGCAAGGUGGUGGCGGGGGGUGGCAGCUUGGCGGACAUAUUCGCGGAGGGGGCGGGCGAGGGCGAGGGCGAGGGCGGGGAGGGCCGGGCGAGCGCGGAGGGGGCGCAGGACCGGCCUUGGCACUAAGUGACGACACGGGUGGGGCAGCAGGAGUGCGCGAGUGGCAAUGGGCAUUCGAGAGCGCGGGCGUCACCUCAGCGGUGCAGGUGCGGUUGUGUCGGACCUCUUGGAGGAUGGGUGGAGGCAGCGGCGGGGUUACUGGUUGCCGCCGGGUUGCUGACCUUGUGAGGGUUCUAGGGUCAAGUGGACUUUGUGGCGGUCCUCGCAGGAGUUGAACAGGCGGUUUUGCACCCCGCCCGGCUUUGUGCAGCCUGUUGCACAUUGUGUGUGACUGCUUCAAGCUCGUUGGCAAGAGUUCGCGACACGCUAGUCGCGUCCUUGGUGGUUCGUUCCGGUCAUGUCUGCUGCGGUCCGCCGCGACAUGUGGGCUCCAAACGACCACGCGCUCGGCUCGCCGAUCCGACCAGGUCUUUUCCAUCAAUAUUUAACCCUCAA
Molecule: messenger RNA, 1857 nt
Organism: Chlamydomonas reinhardtii
Lineage: Eukaryota; Viridiplantae; Chlorophyta; Chlorophyceae; Chlamydomonadales; Chlamydomonadaceae
Exons: 4
Coding region: 232-1428 (398 amino acids)
Source: RefSeq, a predicted model, not a curated record